AUGCCGCGUUCUCUGAAUGAGCAUAAUGAGCCGCUGAGCAGCGAAGUGCUGGCUCCGCCACACGGCCACAGAACGAUGCCCAAAUCUGAGUUUUAUUUCCAAGCGACUGAAGAACACUUGACGGCCUUGAUCCUUCAGACAUUCUAUAGAGGAGCUGUGGCCACGGGCCCUCAACGUUUCCUGGUGGACAACAGUCUCCUGCGAUCGGACAGCUCUGGGCUGCGCUACUGCACCUCCCUGGAUGGCGACAAGAAUCCGGCACUGAAGCCAGUGGCCUGGGGCCACUGCGUUUGGGGCGUUCUCAACGACACGCAGACGUGGCUCAAGGUGAAAGCUGGACGACGCCUGGACGUGUUGGAUACUUACCCGCCACCUCCUCAGUUUCCACCAGCUGUGCUUCGUGCAAGCUGUCCAGCUGAGACGGUCCAAGGCUGCAGCGUGUUGAAGCUUCAACUGGACGACCCGGAACCCUUUGAGGUGACAUAG
Molecule: messenger RNA, 486 nt
Organism: Cladocopium goreaui
Lineage: Eukaryota; Dinophyceae; Suessiales; Symbiodiniaceae
Source: the annotation of a GenBank genome assembly